AUGGGGCGCGGUGGGGGCGGUUGCUACACGGGGAAAGAUGAGAAGACGGGGAAACUGACAGCAAGGAGAAGGGAAUUCGAUCCUAUCCCAGAGCCACCCUACAGGAUGUCGACGGUUACGGAAUGCCGGAAGGAUUUUGAGAACUCUGUGUUGCUUCGGCCUUUCCACAGAGAAGCAUGGUUCACUUACGUGCCUGAGAUGCUCCUCCUCUGUAACGAGGCUGCGAAGAGAAAUGUCAGGAAGAGCAUAUCGGUGCCAAAGGAGAAUGCAGACGGGCUUCUUUCGAAACCACUAGGGCUGGAGUACAUAGCAGACCGUGUUGAUACGGACGAUCCUAUCCAAGGGUAUCUUGUAAGGACGAGGGAUGAGGGCUGGCUGCAAGGGUUCAUCACUGUGACGACAUUCACAACGUGGCAUCGUGAGUUCGAAUGGAACUCACUCGUGCAAGAGGCGGGGAUAAGCGACGAAGACAAGCAGAACCAUCGUUGGGAUUUCGAUGGAUCGCUAGCCAAGGAGUUGCAGAAGCAGAAGCGAGUGGGAGAUCCGCAUAGGGAAGGGAUCGUAUGGAAGAGGUUGGCUGAGGUCUCGUUGCUUGGCGCCUUGGGCUGCGGAUCGCAGCUGUUGCAACUUGUGAUGGAAGACCUGGAGCAAGGGGAUGAGUACGACUACAUCAUUCUACAAGCCACAGACAACGCCAUCAGUUUCUAUGAGAGGAUGGGCUUUGUGAGAGUCGGGGCUAUCGCGCGACCAGAUCAAAAUUUUCUGAAUCGCAAAGGGAAAGUUUCCACAGGGGAGAAGCCGGGAGUUGGCAACAAGAACAAGGAGGAGGCUGUCACGAUCAAGAGAGAGAAGAUGAAAUUUCGGCGAGAGAAAGUCACUGCCUCUUAUGACUGGCGUCCUUUUUGUGUCAAAGUUCUCAAGCAUCUUCUCACACUUCCCGAGGCGAAGGUAAUCAAGGACUCAAGGCCGAGUGCCUUCAAGUUUGAGCAACAGCGAUGCCUAGACUUGCAGUCGCUGGUCGACGCGCUGAGAGACAAGGAGUCUGAGGAGCAGAAGAAGAUGAUGCAAGAGCACCACGAGUUUGAUCCGACCUCCUGGAUGAAAACCGCAUGGAUCUCGAACUUCACUAAUGCUGAAGAUGUCUCGUUUGAAGUGCAGCUGCUGCUGAACUCCUUUAAGAAGGACCCAAAUCUCAACGAAACAGUGAAGUCCGCUGCUCAAAGUCUUCUUGACUCGUUUUGCAAAGCUUGGAAUAGCUUUGGAGAUGAUCUCGUCACCGAUGGAAGCCAGGGCGAGAAGUACACUCCCAAGAAGGCCGGAACAAAUCACACGCCCACCAAGAGCGCAAGGUUGAGGGAGAGUGCAACGAAAGAGGAAGAAGCUUCGAAGAUGGGUAAAGACAACCAAUUCUAUGUGUACGUCGACAUCGAGUGGAGGGAACAGCGAGGGUUUCGACUUUAUGAGAUCGUUGGCAAGCUCAACGGAUCAGCAAAUAAGCAGUCGGGAAGCAAGGGAUUGCUCAACGUGAGGGAAUGGUAUUCGGCCAAGGAGCUGGAGCCAGCGGAAGGAGCAGAUCGAGACAACCUCCCCUUCCUCCCCAGGUCGGCGAAGGCCAAGAAGAUGCAGUGGUCUCAGCGUCGCUGUGUAGAUGGGAUCUUGCAGACAGCUUCGCUACCUGUGGCUGUCAGAAGCUGCCACAAGCAGCUCGACGGGAAGAGAGUGGACUAUAUCGAAGUGGAAGAUCAGUGCCUGAGAGUCACCAUGGCGUACGCGAAGCUGAUGGCCAUCCGCGGGAUCGAGAGGUUCGAGCGCUACGGCGACGGAGGAUAUGACUCGCGAUGGGAUGGGGAAGGAUCGGGGUCGCCGGAUGACACGAAGCUGAGCGAGUACGAGUUCAAACGUCUCCAGAGGAUGCAGGAGAACGAGCGACUGAUGAAGGCGACGGGGAUACUUGACCAUGAGCAGAGCGUCACUCAGGGGUCGAGCUCUGAGAACGAGGAUGCAGCUGAUGCUCAUGACGACACUUGCUCCAAUCGCAAGCAGGAUGCGAUGCUGGGAGAUUUGAACGACGUGCGGCCAAGGAGUCAGUCACAGUCGAUGAACGGGGAGGAGUCCGUGGACUCGGAUGGAACGACAGACAGCGCGCAGAAGCCCCACAGGCCCCAGAAGAAGCGGUUCUUGCCCUUGGAUUCUCAUGGGAGCCCAAAAGUUUUUCGCUCACUGGACAUGGACAGCGUUAGUAGCCAGAGCAAGAAGAAGUUUGUUGCAGAGGAGGAGACGAGUAUCAAAAAGAUUGCGGAAGAAUGCCACGUCAAGCUUGAUCGACUGCUGCAGAUCAACAGGGGCAACUUUCCCGAUCUUCAUCAGUACUCGAUCAUUCCCGCUGGGACAGUUUUGCAACUUCCUCGACCUGGGGAGGUCUGUGAAUUCAUUCCGAAGAAGAAACUCCCCCGGGCUCCGACGGGAUGGUCAGGUUACUGUCACUGGACGUACCCCGACCAGUCCAUCGACGAGCUUUUUCCAAGCUACAUGAUGGCCAAGAAGAUCAUCAGAGAGAAAGACGGCGUCGUGAAGCAAGCUCCUUCGACGCUGAGAAAGAUGUUGGUUGACUGUCCUCCUCCGAUCGUCUCCACCAAGGAAAUCCAGCAGGUCCGGAAGAUCUCAAAGCUCAACAGUGAGUUCUGGCAGGAGCAGCACUCCUCCAUGCAGGAUGGGGAGGAGCAGGAAGCUGCAGCCUGCUCGUGGCCAGUGAACGGAAUUUACUGCUGCCUCCAGAACGAGAGAGCGGAGGAUGUGGCCAAGAAGUUUCGGGUGGAUGCGGAUCGCUUGAUCUUCGUGAACAAGCUCUUGAACCCUCAGCUUGAGCAGAGGAGGGCGUUCAAGGCCGGAAGCAGCGUUGUGCUCCCCCUCCACCCGUCCUUGGUGGAGCAGCAAAAUUGGAUCAAGGACUGUGUGGAAAUUCUCGACCUCCUGCGCCAGUCCCAGCAUGCGCUGCACUUCGAGGCACCCGUAGAGUGGAGGAGAAUGAAGCUGUUCGAGUACCCCUUCAUCGUCACUCAGCCCACAGACCUCGGGACUGUGCAGAUGCGCCUCCUGGCCGGUCAUUACGCAACUCCGGAGGAUUUUGCGGAGGCGACGAUGAAGAUUUUCUUCAAUGCGAUCGUGUUCAACAACACCCCCAACGAUACCUUCCGCAAGAUGGCGAACAAGCUGAUGAGCAACUUCGAGCACCGCUGGUCGAAGAUCUAUCCUCCCCUCUCUCCUGCCAUCCUGGGCGAUCGAUCCAAGAAGGUUAAGUUCUUCAACAAGGUCGUGAAGCUAGAGGAUGAGUCGGCGCUUUUCUACUUCGUGCUCCACUACGUCCCCGACCUUCACUGGUGUCACCUUGCUCCGAUGCAGCGCGAUGGGCUCGUCCCAUACCAGAACAAGCAGGGGAAGCCCAACGCGUACGCGGGUCACACCAAGUGGAAGCUCGUGCCUGAAGGAGAGGCCGAGGAGAUCGAUGUCAGCGGCUUCCGCUGCAUCCCCGUCAGGAGCGUGACGGUGAACAAGACAAAGAACGCUGACCUGGAGGCCUGGGUGAUCCUCGGGGAAGGAGGAGGAGAGGGACAGGAGAUGGACGUGCAGAGCAACACGCAGGAGUCAGCGGACUGCGAGAGCGAGGAGGGCAGGCGUUGCAGGAAGAUCGAGAGAGUCCCGGCGAGACUGCAAGAGGAAGGGGGGCGAGCGGAGUGUGCAAGAGCGCUGAGAAGGAUGCUGGCAGAUGCAGCUUACAAGUUGAAGACACAAAGGGGAAGGAGGUCGGUGGAGCAAGAGGGUCUGCGCUUGCGCCUCAAGGGCUUGGCGGAGCAGGAGGACGAAUUCGAGGACGCGAGCAGUUUCGUGCAGGCAGUUCUCGAUGCGAUGACGACAACAGUAGCAGGACUGAGGAGAAACAAGGAGAAAGAGAAGAGGAAAGCCAUGCUGACGUAUCAAGCUUUCCAUAGCGCCUGUGAACGGCUCUCUUGCUUCGACGAGAUCUCGUGCCUGUUUGAUCCCAAGCUGGUAAAGGACGGGCACGGGGACGAGGAGGACCAGGAGGAGGUGGUGGAUGCUGAUGAAGACGAGAGCGAUGACGGCAGCUUCGGUGAGGACAGUGGAGGAGACGAGAGCGAGGAUGGAGCUCGGGAGGGGGGAGGCGAGGGGGACGAGGACAUGGAAGAUGGCGCAAGGGCUGGGUCAUCGGAGGGAGAGGAAGGCGAGAAAGGGAAUCCAGAUGGAGUGGGAGAAGAGCGGGAGAGAAGGAAAUCCAGUGCUGAGGAUUCGGAGCAUGGCAAGGGGAAAAGGCAGCGGGGCUACAACGAGGACAAGGACGAGGACGAUCGAGUCCUGGGUGACAUCGAAGAGGAGGCAGAGAAUGACAUUGAGGAGGGGGGGUGCGGAGACGAGGAGGAGGAGGAGGAGGAGGAGGAGGAGGGUGGGGGCAAGGGAAACUCAAAGGCAGCAGGGAAGACGAAGGUGAAGGUGAAGGUGGAGGAGGGCGCACCCGAGGACAGUGAGGACAGGGAGGAGGAGGGCGAGGUGGAGUACACCACCAGGGAGAAUGAAACUCCAAGGAUCAUCGCUGCAAUGCUGAGGGUCAACUUAGACCGCGUCCUGGAGCUGAAUCGCAGCAAAUACCCCCAGCUGGUCCCUUGCUCGCGUUUCCGCCGAGGGACGAAACUGUUGCUCCCCAUGUCAGCGACGGAAUCGCCCAAGGGGAAGGAGCUGCUUGCGAGGAAGCGGCUGGUGAAGAUCUCGAAGCGCGGCAGGAAGCACAGGGGAGAUGGAGAGAGGAGGAGAGGGGGCAGGAGGGAGGAGUCAGGUGGGAAGUUGAAGGUCUGA
Guillardia theta CCMP2712 is the source of this 4863-nucleotide messenger RNA. RefSeq lists its product as hypothetical. Bases 1 to 4863 code for a protein of 1620 amino acids. The transcript has 11 exons. Lineage: Eukaryota; Cryptophyceae; Pyrenomonadales; Geminigeraceae. Gene Ontology annotation, molecular function: protein binding. The record is from RefSeq and is a predicted model, not a curated record.